Molecule: messenger RNA, 360 nt
Organism: Trichomonas vaginalis G3
Lineage: Eukaryota; Parabasalia; Trichomonadida; Trichomonadidae
Product: RNA polymerase II transcription regulator recruiting protein
Exons: 1
Coding region: 1-360 (119 amino acids)
Biological process (GO): regulation of DNA-templated transcription
Cellular component (GO): nucleus
Molecular function (GO): RNA polymerase II cis-regulatory region sequence-specific DNA binding; DNA-binding transcription factor activity, RNA polymerase II-specific
Source: RefSeq, a predicted model, not a curated record
AUGGGAAAUAGAAACCCAAGACAAUGCCGUGAUAGAUAUACAAAGUAUCUCUCACCAGAUCUUAAUAAGAAUCCAUGGACACCCGAAGAAGAUGCUUUAUUAAUUAGCAAAUACCAUGAAAUUGGAGCGAAAUGGGUUAAAAUGUCUAAGUUCUUCAACAACAGAACAGACUAUUCUCUUAAAAACAGAUGGAAUGUCCUUGUUAGACAUAAUUCUGUAACAAUGAACUCUCCAAUUUCAGAACCAGAAGAAGAAAAGAUCAUAGACAACCAAAGUGAAAUUGAGACUGCUGUUCAAGACGUAACAGCUGAUCCAAUGUUCAUGGAUUUCGAUUUUACAACAGAUUUCGAUCUUUUUUAA